Messenger RNA from Trichoderma aggressivum f. europaeum, 1566 nucleotides. RefSeq lists its product as uncharacterized. Gene Ontology annotation, biological process: transmembrane transport. NCBI's taxonomy places the organism in Eukaryota, Fungi, Ascomycota, Sordariomycetes, Hypocreales, Hypocreaceae. The transcript is spliced from 3 exons. Gene Ontology annotation, molecular function: transmembrane transporter activity. The record is from RefSeq and is a predicted model, not a curated record. The coding region runs from base 1 to 1566 and encodes 521 amino acids.
AUGUCGACCGUAGCCCAAGAUGUAGGCGACACCGCAUGCAGCGAUGAAGAGAAACGUGGAGCGGAUCUCAAAGUCGCUGCUGCUGAUAGCACCGAGGUACAACUGCAGGAUGAUCCUCAGAUUGACCCUCAACUGAGAAGGCUAGAGCUCCUUAAACAACGGUAUGGAAGCACUUGGGAUAGCCCGGAUGAUCCCAACGAUCCGUACAAUUGGCCUUCUACACGCAAGGUCCUAACAGGCAUCAUUUUCUCCAUGUCUCAGCUUAUAACGCUCAUGACCGCCAGCAUCAUCUCGGCAGCGCUGAACGACAUCUCAUCCGACUUGCACAUUGGCAUGUCGUCAGCGCAAAUGAUAUUCUCGACCUAUUUCCUCGGCAUCGCAUUUGGGCCUUUCGUCGUUGCUGCCAUCUCCGAAAUGCACGGCCGGAAAUGGAUCUGGGUAGUUGGGAAUACGUGGUAUAUCCUUUGGAAUGCAAUAAGUCCUGUAGGGAAAUCUGUCAACGUGAUGAUCCUGAGUAGGCUGAUGGCUGGCUUUGGUGCUUGUGCUGGCGUCACUCUUACCGGUCCAAUAAUGGCUGACAUGUAUGGCAAAAGAGAGCGUGGGAAAGCAGCUUCAAUAGCGGCUUUGUUGCCUUCUCUAGGACCGGCCCUCGGCCCUAUAUUGGGUGGAAUAGUCACGCAAUUACUCGAAUGGCCCUGGAUUUUUCAUAUCAUGAGUAUUGUUACGUCUGUUAUCACUCUUGUAGGUAUACUCUACAUAAAAGAGUCCUAUACCCCGGCUCUUCUCCGUCGCAAAGCCAGGGGAAAGCCCGUGACACCCCGAGAAGCUUUGACAAAGUCCUUUUGGUCAGAGUUCUCUAAGCGUUUGGGUUUAGGCAUUUGGAGACCUGUUCGUCUCUUGCUCACGCGGCCAAUCAUCCAACUCAUUGCGUUUGUAAUGGCUCUCAGUUUUGCCAUAUAUACGCUGCUUCUUGGCACGUAUGCAACCAUGUUCAUGGAUCGGUAUGGGCAAACUCCAUCCAUCAGUGCCCUCCAUUACAUUGCCAUUGCUGUUGCGAUGACCUUUGCGGCGCAAGUCGGUGGGCGAGUGAUGGAUGUGGUGUACAGGCGUCUGAGUGACCGACGAAAUAAAGGCCAAGGGAAACCAGAGUUUCGAGUCCCUUACUUAGUAUCCGGCAUCGUCUUGCUUCCUAUUGGCUUGGUCAUGUAUGGCUGGGCAGCAGAACGCAGAGUUGCUUGGCCCGUGGUCGAUAUUGGCGCCGUCAUCUUUUCGUUGGGGACCGUCAUUGUUCCCCAGACGCUCCUUGCAUAUCAGCUGGAUGAGUUUGUCGAACAUGGAGCGUCUGCGAGUGCUGCCACACGGGUUUUGGCCUACGUUCUUGGCUUUGCUUUUCCGACAUUUGCUCCCAAGCUGUAUAGCACAUUCGGCUAUGGUUGGGGCAAUAGCAUGAUGGCGCUGAUUUGGGUUGUCUUUUGCUUUCCAUUGCCCGUCGUUCUUUGGCUGUGGGGAGAGAAAAUUCGGCGAUGGGGUAGAAGAGAGGAAGAGCACCGGGUGGAAGGGGUGUGA